This is a messenger RNA of Danio rerio (zebrafish), 5241 nucleotides long. It is a transcript of the gene carmil2, whose product is annotated as capping protein regulator and myosin 1 linker 2. The record is from RefSeq and is marked provisional. Lineage: Eukaryota; Metazoa; Chordata; Actinopteri; Cypriniformes; Danionidae. Gene Ontology annotation, cellular component: cytoplasm; plasma membrane.
UGUGUGUGUAGCAAGUGUCACACACUUGCACGAGAGCCAGGACUGUCGUCUUCACCGGGUUGUCACUGAAUUUAGUGAUCAACCAUUAUGGCGGCGCUGCCUGAGGUCCCGUUUUGCCUCAAAGAAGGUAUAACCCAGUAUUUGAAGCCACAAAGGGUUCAGUUUAUGAGUUUGGUGCAUCUCAACCAGGGCAAGGGACGCGCAGAUAGCAGAGUUCUGGUGAUUUCGCAAUGGAGAGCUCAUGUGUUCUACAGCAAGCAGCCAGUGAAGGUGGAAAGCUCCUUCAGCUAUCUAGAGAUCUAUGCCAUCACCAUCGACAGCAUUGAGCAGGUGGUCAUUGAGACGGACAGGCAGAUCUACUCUCUGGGCCUGAUGUCAGUGCGGGAUCUGGAAGCUGUGGUCAGCCAUGUCACCGCCUCGCUCAAGAAGAUCUUCCCGGACUCUUCGCCAGGGAAGUUGCUGAAGAAAGUUCCCCCUGACCUUCAAGAGCGGCUCUGUAAUCUCACCUCUAAAGUUGAAGAACAUGUGAACGGCGCAGUCGGACCAUGUGGAGGAUUUUCAGACACCUAUGAAGCAUUGUGUGAUUAUAAUGAGUUUCCUUGCUGUGCGGAAAUUCAGUGGGAUGUUGACAAUAUUUACCAUGUUCAGAACUGCCGGGUUUUCAACCUCUUAGACUUCAGUCAUUUAGACAGCAGGGACUUGGCUUUAGCGGUGGGUGCUUUGUCCUUCAAUCAGUGGUUCACGAAAAUAUGCAGCAAGGACUUCAAACUGUCGCCAGAUGUGCAGGAGCAGGUCCUCUACAUGAUUGCCAGGUCCAGUGCUCUGGAAGAGGUCAGUCUGGAGGCCAGCGGACUCAAAAUGGAUUUUGCUAUCAGGAUGGCCACUGCUCUACGGGAGAGUACUGCCUCUGCUGUUCAUAUCAUCAACUUGUCUGUCAAUGCUAUUGAGGAUAAAGGUGUGAUUGCUCUCAGUCAGAGUUUGGGCAAAUUGUCCUGUUGCCUGAGUCAGCUGCACCUCUCCAAGGUCUCCAUGUCCUCUAAAGGUCUAGGUUGUCUGGUUCAAGUUCUUCAUCAAAGCACAUUUCUCUGCAACACCCUGACCCAUCUAGACUUGAGUGGAAACACUGGCUGUCUGGCCACAGAAGAGGCCAUGAGCCUCUAUAGGUUCCUGUCUGCUCCAAAUUCAGUUUCUCACCUGGACCUCAGCUGCACAGACUGUCCUUUAGACACACUGUUUGUGUCUCUUUCUUUGGGCUGCUGCACUACUCUGAACUACCUCAAUCUCUCCAGGAACCCGUUCUCUCUUAGGAAAGUACGAGAGGUCACGCGCAGUGUGAGGGAUUUCUUUAGCAAGAGCACUGUGUUGAAGUACGUGGGAUUCUCUGGAACUAAACUACCUCCAGAAGCUCUCAGGCUGUUACUACAGGGCUUGGCCACUAACACUCAUCUAUCUGAGCUGGAACUUGAUAUCAGCAGCUGUGAGCUGAGGUCGGCUGGAGCUCAGGUGAUUCAGGAGCACAUCUUCGAGGCCAAGGCCAUCAGCAGUCUGGACCUGUCUGACAACGGUUUUGAGAGCAAUAUGGUUACUUUAAUUCUUUCCAUUGGCCGCAGUCACUCUAUUAAACACCUUUCAAUUGGACGAAACUUUGCCAUGAAAUCUAGGGCUCUAACAGAUGUGUUGCACCGACUCGUACAACUAAUUCAAGAGGAGGAGUGUCCACUGGAGUCUCUCUCUGUUUGUGACUCCAAGUUGAAAACUGGUACCACCAUCCUCAUUAACAGCCUGGGCUGCAACGCUAGCCUGUCCAAGAUUGAUAUCAGUGGAAACUGCAUAGGUGACACAGGAGCAAAGAUGCUGGCAAAGGCCCUCAUGAUGAACACCAAGCUAAAAACACUGGUUUGGGACCGGAACAAUGUGACUGCUGGAGGAUUUAUGGAUGUGGCCAAUGCCUUGGAAAAGAACUUGACACUACAAAACAUUUCCAUUCCAAUGAGCGAUGUUCUCCAAGCCCAUCGAAGCGCCCCAGAGAAGACAGAGGAGGCUUUACAGAAAAUCCAGGAUUUUUUACGCAGGAACAAUCAGAGGCAGUGUGGAAUGACUGAGGAAAUGUGUCAUUUACAACAUGGACUAAAGACCACUCGCUCUGAGCAGUUAGUGCAGGAUCUGUGUAAAAAGGUACAGGAAAGUGUGCAUCCUUUAACCUGCUAUAACAUACAAGAGGUUCAGUCGGACAUCUUGCUUGCUGAGGAGGCGCUUCAACAUGCGAAGACAGCCAUAAGUUCUUUCUCAACCCUGUAUGAGUUGGGCAGAGCGCCGUCUAGUGGACACAUGCUGAAGUGCAUCCUCAAUGACGCUGCUACAGCCCUCAGAAGUGAGAUCACCGAGGACAUCCAGGAACUGGCGACGGCAAUGCUGCAGUCUGCACAGCUGACCUGUCCCAGAGUCGUCCAGAGGUCGAGUGUUAAUGAACAACUGGCAGAUCGAGUGGCCAAGAAGACCCGACAGGCUGCACACUUCAUUCAGAACACGAUGCAUGAGGCAGAAAACAGCAUCAGAAACAAACUUAGUGAACUGAAACUGUCCGUGAGUGUGUCUCUGGUGGAAAGCAUAAUUAAUGAAGUUCAUCAGGAUUUGUUUGUGGCUCAGGAAAAGUUGGACAAGCACAUGAGGGAGUUUUCCCAGUCCUCCAGUAUCAAGGCCAAUGUUCCUCAGCUCAGAGUGAUGGAGCAUGAAUUCCCUACAGAUGAUUACGUCCCGGUCAUCUGGAGGAACAGCUUCCACUCGCGCAGCAUCCGUCCUGCCCCUUCCAUCAAAAGUUUGUUAGAUGUGGAAGGGGAGCAGCAGGCGCGUGCGGCCACACAUCCCCAGCAGGAGCCAGAGGAGAGAGGAGGAGGGGGAGGAGGAGGAGUGCCUCAGGUCUCCAGGGUAGGAACGGAGGAGAGGAGGCGGGCCCAGUCGUUGCCGUUGGCGACGGGGCUGUCAGUCACCACGGCAGGCCAGCUGAAGCCAGGAAGCCCCUCCUACUGGAGGAGAGAGGCGGAUGCUGCUGCCGCUCCCGCUGCUGCUGCUGCCGCUCUUAGCAACAGAGAGCCCCGGCGCUCGGAGCCUGCACCUCCUCAGCCCCCUAUGGACCUGCCCAUCGAAGGCCACACACUGAGGCACUACACCCGCUCCAGGCCCAGACCCAACCGCCGGAACAGGCAGCCUCCCAGCAAGCCGCAGGAGCAGGCCGCAGAGAUCGAGAAUGAGGCCAAUGAGAACAUGGGGAGGGUUGAUGAAGGUGUAGAAGAGUUCUUCACCAAAAAAAUCAUCCCCGAUGACCCCCUAAAGCACCAGAGGGAGGAGCCCCUCAUUAAAGCACAACCUGCAGAGCCCACGUGUGUCACAACUGCCCCUCCUACCACCUCCACUACAACCCCCAUCCCCACCACAGCCCCCUCCAAAAACAUUAAGAAGAAGUUUGGUGAUUUUUUUGCCUUUAAGAAAGUGCGUGCAGGUCGAGGGGCCAAGGGCGACGGCGUUCCUGAAGGCAAGGUCAAAAAGACUUCAAUAGCCGAUCUCAUCCGACCACUCCGGGAGGCAGCGCGUGCAGAGAAAGAGCGAGAGAAGGAGAGGGAAAGAGAAAAAGAGAGAGAGCGAGAGAAGGAGAAGGAGAAAGACAAGGAGAAACCGGAUGAGGAAAACGUAGUCAAGGCGGCCACAACCACAGCCACCACCACCAUCCUCACCAUCACAGAUUCCACAGCAGUUAUCCAGGACAAAAUGUCCCCCAGAGCUCCUUCACCUGUUCCCACACCUGCACUGACCCCUCCUGCAUCCACACCCACACCUCCUGCCUCCUCCCCGAGCAAAACUGAAGAGGUCCCAGCACUAUCCCCUGCUGCACCUCCCACCAAAACCCCCAGCCCGGUCCCAGUUGUGUCACCCUCAGAGCGGGAAAAGAGCCGGACCCUGGAGAAGAGCCGCACCCCUGAUGGAGAGCGGAGGCCCAAACCCAUUCGUCGCUCGCUAAGAGAGGGCAAAUCACAGUCCCUCAUUCUGCUCUCAGACGUAUUGCCGGAGCAGGACGGCACAGCCAUGCACGCUAAGAAACACGCAUCUGAGAGCUCGUCCAGCUUUGAACAGCGUCUCCAUGUCAUGCUUCACCGCAUGGGAGUCACCAAAACAUCUCCCACCGACACCAAACAGAGCCAGAGCAAGGAUGAAGAGCUGAGGAAAGCCAACUCUGAGGGUGCAAUACUUGACAAACCCGAGCCACCGCCUACAUUUAUGAAACCCCGCACAAUGUCCACCUCGUCAGACACCAGGCGACCAACCCGAGUGACCCAGAGUGUUACAGACUUCCAACGUACAGAAAGGCCACAACUCCCAGAGCGUCCUAUAGGCCCGUUGCCCCCUAAACCAACCAUGAAGCCCAUUUUAUUCCCGACUAGUGAGACAGCGCGGACGGCCACAGCCACUCCCAAACUCCCCAGCCCUUCUCAGGAUGGUCAGCCAGAGGUGUCCGAGGCCAUCUCUGUCUCUCAGCCCCAGGAGAAGGAGAAGGAGCCUCCGACCCCAUCUCCCCGCAAAGAGGCGCCUCCAGCUCCCUCACCACGGAGGAUUCUCAGCACAGAUAUCCGAGAGCGUGCAGAGAGAGCACAAUCCGUCACUGAAGAGACCCUCCCUAUCCCACGGCCCCGCAUGAAGCCCUCUCCCCAGCGCCGUGCUGUGUCUGUCCACGAAGACUCUCUCCUCCAACAUGCCGCCAUGCUUGACCCUGAGGAGCUGAAGGCUGCGCUGCCAAGACGGCAGAAGUCACCGGGGCGAAAGAAAGGGAAUGUGGGUGAGCUGACGACCUGCUCAGAGGAUUUACCUGAGGGUGAGCCGGUGAAAUCUGCGGGGAAGGACAGCACUGGACAGGUGGAGGAGACGGACAGCACAACAGUCACAGACAGCCAAUCAGAACAGAGCCCAACUGGGUCCAGCGAGCAAGUGACCAACCAGGAGAGGGAUGAGUCGGUGGUCUCAGAGGAGCACACAACGCAGGGAGAAACAUCAGACCAAAGAACUGAAUCCCCCUCACCUGAGAAACACAUGGACUGACCCUGCGCAAAUCUAUUUUCUAUCAUGUGUACCUUUGCCUUGCACGCCAGAUUAUGUACAAAAGAAUGAAAUAUGAACAAAUGCGUUUUAAAAAAAAUGAACAAAUCAGUACCUAUAAUUGUUAAUAAUGAUUAAAAAGUGAAUUCUGUUGUGUCA